GAGGCCCUCCUCGAUGUCGUAGCAGACCUGGUACAUGAGAAAGUAGAAGCCGGCCUGGCCCGUCUCGAACUCGUAGGCGACCCAGGGACGGCUUGGCUUCCACUGCGAAACGGGCAGCAUGUCGAGGAAGAUCCCGUCGAGUUGACCCCCAACGAACAGGGCCUCUCCGUAUCCCUCCGGUCCCGUAUCUUCGGUGGCUCGKUGCCCUCCGUUUCGUGGUGGCUCCUGUAAUCGUUGCUGGCCCCGGAAAGCCGACAAGGCCCGUCCGCUCUGGUCGUUUUGACGCCGCAGAGAUCGAUGCCGACCGAAGAGGUCGUCGUCGAUCCCGUAACCAUAGCCGUAAUCGCGGCUGUUUUUGGUGAGGAAGUCAUCGUCGCCGYAUCCCCUGUAAUUGCCRUCGUCUGUAUAGGUGUAAUCGUCGAGGUCGCUGUUGCUAUCGUAAAAGGCGUCGUCGUUCGAGUCCAAGUACUGCUGAAAGAUGCACCGGCCGGGAUCGGCUCGGAUGUAGUCCAUGUAGUGAUUGAAGCUUGCCUCGUCCCUGAAUUUCUUGAGCAAGAAGCCCGCCCCCUUGACGUUGUCGAGGACGUCUGCCAGGACCAGAUCGYUGGCAGCGGAACCUCCGUGMUCCUCUCCGUUCUUGUGCCUGUGCUUUUUCUUGGGCGCCGACAGUUCAAAGUCAAAGACCGUCAGGUUGUAGUGGCCCGAGUCCAGGAACCCAAAGGGGAAUCCCAGCGGACCGAUCAGGCUGCGAUGGUCGCGCCUGGUAUAGUAGUUGUGCUUCAGUGCCUCCGCGGUUUCACCGACGGCUCCGAGCCACGCCAAAAAGARGCACGCCAGGACCGCCGCCCGGUGGGGGAAACAUCGCAAAGACUCUCUCAUGUCAACAGUAAGAGUAGCGCCGGAGAAUCGAUCUGCGAAUCAAAGAGUCAAAGAAUCAACGAACCAAUUCGUCGAUCAGCGAGUGAACUUGAGCURGUGUCGCUAGUGCUGCAAAAUCGUGCCCUGUUUUCUGGUUGCAAGGGUGUUGUAAGCCGUCCACUACACUUUCUAUUCCGUUUCAAUUGAUUCCUCCUUUGUUGUUCGGUCAAGCAAUUUCGAAAUACUUGUGAAGUACGAGUGCCAUGGUGGGUAGAAACUCGUUCUUGACUAACUACCGUACGUACCGUACUAUCAGCUCUGUACCGUACCUCGACUUGCCGCUUUGCCAUCGCACGGGACUUCGAUUUUCAAAAAUGACUUCGGUUUCCUCCAUCCGCUUCCGAGGUCUGGGGACGAACACUAUCAUAUGUUAAUAUGUUAAGUACAUAUAAUAAAUAUGUUGUUAAUAU
Messenger RNA from Pseudo-nitzschia multistriata, 1328 nucleotides. The record is from the annotation of a GenBank genome assembly. NCBI's taxonomy places the organism in Eukaryota, Bacillariophyta, Bacillariophyceae, Bacillariales, Bacillariaceae.